AUGGCAUCCCCGAGCCCCAAAGACAUUGCGGUCACCGUCAGACUCAUAAUACAAGAAGCCAAGAAAUCAGAUACCCUUAGUCAAAUAACCCCUCGCAUCGUUCGUCAAGAAGUGGAACGUAAGCUUGAACUACAGCCUGGAAGUCUUGAUGGUAGCAAGAAGCAUAUCAGCAAGACCAUAGGCCAUGUCAUGUCCGAACUAAAUCAGGCUGAGGCCGAGAACGAUGCCUCUAGCGAAGCAAAGCCCGACAUGCCAUCUUCACCAGCAGAGAAGCUCAAGAAGCGCAGAACGGUGGCUAAUGAAGGAGAACGAACUGUGAAGCCCAAGAAGAGGAAGUCAGGCGACUCAGAGAAACCGUCGAGGGACUCAAGCAGGAAACCUCCAUCCAAGAAGUUCAAAUCCUCGGAGAUGGUACCCACAUCCGACGUAGAGCUUGAUGAACAAGCUGAUAUGGAUACUAUGGAGGUGGCACCAUCGAAUGAGAAACCGAAGGCUGUAGAGAAUGAAUCGAAGCCAACAAUACCCGCCAGCACAUCGAAACCGUCCCCAUCGAGGUCUCCGGUCAUCGCGAAUGUGAAGGACGACAGAAGUGAUUCAGAACUCUCGGUAUUAAUGGACGAGCCGAAGCGCAAACGUGCGCCUAAGAAAGACAAGGAUGCUGCUCCUACUAAAGCUAAAGCCAGGCGCAAACCCGCUCCUGAACUAAGCAAAGCCGAAGAAACGAUAAAAAGACUCAAGAGUCUAGUCGUUGCCUGUGGUGUGCGCAAGCAAUGGGUGAAAGUCUUCGAGGGCCUCGACCGGCCAUCUCAACAGAUAUCUAAGCUGCAGCAAAUUCUUGCGGACUUAGGUAUGGAAGGGCGUCUCAGUCUUGAAAAGGCAAAAGCCAUUAAGGAAAAGCGAGAGUUCGAGAAGGAAUUAGCUGAUGUCAAAGCGUUCGAGCAAACGAUGGCUGCUCGUUCAGCACCAAAAUCAGCUUCUGGAUCUGGAGCAGAAGAUGAUGAUCGUGCGGAAAGCGAUUCCGACACAGCUGCCCCAAAGAGAAGAAAGCCAAAUGCAAGAGCCAGCAUCAUGGCUUUCUUAGCUGAUCAAAGCGACGAUGAGUAA
Molecule: messenger RNA, 1104 nt
Organism: Pleurotus ostreatus (oyster mushroom)
Lineage: Eukaryota; Fungi; Basidiomycota; Agaricomycetes; Agaricales; Pleurotaceae
Exons: 9
Coding region: 1-1104 (367 amino acids)
Cellular component (GO): nucleus
Source: RefSeq, a predicted model, not a curated record